AUGGGACUUCCCCGCCCCCCACCAGACAUCACCACUCCCCCACAGCACACCCUGUCCCUCCCGAGAAUCCUCUGCCUCCACGGCGGUGGCGUCAAUGCCCAAAUCUUCCACUCCCAGAUGCGCUCCAUUCUCGCCCACCCUUCAUUAUCCGACCGCUUCCGCUUCGUCUUCAUCGACGCACCAUUCGAGUGCGCUGAAGGCGUCGGCAUCUCGCCUGUCUACGACGACUGGGGCCCAUUUCGACGGUGGUUUCGGUGGUUGGAGAGCCACCAGCAGGAUGCGAAGGGGGUGGAGGCGGUGCAUGAGGCCAUAUGGGGGAGUAUCAAAAAGGGUAUGGAGAAGGACGGAGGGACUGGGGAGUGGGUUGGGCUGUGGGGGUUUAGUCAGGGGGCGAAGCUGGUGGGGAGCUUGUUGGCGGAGCAGCAGAUGCGGGUUGAUGAGGGGAGACCGACGGGGUUGACUUCGAAGGACAGGGAGGCAAAGGAGCAGCCGGUGAUGUGGAAGUUUGGAGUGCUUCUUGCUGGUAGAUGCCCUUUUGCGGCGCUGUCAGCGGAAGGGGAGAAGCUUGCGUGGCUGCAGAGCGCGGCGGGUCUGCCGGCAGAGGCAGAUUGUGAUGCCAUUGCGGAUAGGCCAGAUAUGAAGCUUCGCGCACCAACUAUACACGUACACGGCCUCAGAGACGAAGGUAUAGAGUGGCAUAGGCGGGCUGUCAGGGACUACUGCGCGCCGUUGACUACGACGGUCGUGGAGUGGGAUGGUCCGCACCGUGUGCCGAUCAAGAAGACUGAUGUCGAGAAGGUCGUGCAAGCGGUGGUAGAGCUGGUCGAGGAGUAUGGCUACUAG
Messenger RNA from Cyphellophora attinorum, 843 nucleotides. RefSeq names its product Esterase LovG. Bases 1 to 843 code for a protein of 280 amino acids. Gene Ontology annotation, biological process: secondary metabolite biosynthetic process. Gene Ontology annotation, cellular component: nucleus; cytoplasm. The record is from RefSeq and is a predicted model, not a curated record. NCBI's taxonomy places the organism in Eukaryota, Fungi, Ascomycota, Eurotiomycetes, Chaetothyriales, Cyphellophoraceae. The transcript has a single exon.